AUGCCUUCCCCAUUGGCAGACCCCGUCCAGCUCCCAUGCGGACUAGUUCUACCAAACCGUCUCUCCAAGGCAGCAAUGGCCGAGCUCCUAGCCAAAACCAAUCAACCCAACCAACCGCUUUCAGAAGCAUACUCCCAAUGGGCCCAAGGAGGAUGGGGCAGUAUCCUAACAGGCAACGUCCAAGUCGACGUAAACCACCUUGGAAGUCCCUACGACCCAGCUCUCCACCAAGAAUACAAGGGUGAAACUUCUUUAAUCGCUCAAUGGAAACCAUAUGCCGAUGUCUGCCAAAAGCAUGGCACGCCGACUAUUGUACAAAUCUGUCAUCCGGGUCGACAGUCUUUUCGUAUAGCAGGGUACCGUGGUAUGUUUGCUAGUACUAUUGCGCCUAGUGCUAUACCGAUUAGUCUCGGGAGUGGAUUUAUUGAGCGAUUGGUUGCUUGUGUGGCGUGGACGGCGCCGAGAGAGAUGACAAAGGGUGAUAUUGAGAAGGUUAUCAGGCAGUUUGUUGAUACAGCACGGUUGAUGGCCGAUGCUGGGUUUUCGGGCGUUGAGUUACAUGGUGCACAUGGAUAUUUGAUUGAUCAAUUCCUUAGCGGAAAGACAAACAUUCGCACUGACGACUACGGUGGCACACCCGAAAAACGCGCACGCUUCGUUCUAGAAAUCCUCACCGAAAUUCGCAAAGCAGUACCCCCAACCUUCGCAAUCGGCAUAAAAUUAAAUUCAGCAGACCACAGCUCCGCCACAUUCGAAGAAACAAUGACCCAAAUAAAACUCCUAGUCAACGCCGGAAUAGACUUCAUGGAGAUAAGCGGAGGCACAUACGAAGACCCCAGUAUGAUGGGCUAUUCGACAUCGACCUCGAACUCAAACACAGCACCGACGAAGUCCGAGCGCACAGCUGCGCGUGAAGCAUUCUUCCUUGAAUUUGCGAAGGAAGUACGAGCUCGAUUUCCGGGUUUAGUGCUCAUGUUGACUGGUGGGUUCCGGAGCCGUGUCGGUGCCGAGUCGGCAAUUCAGGAUGGGGCGUGUGAUCUUGUGGGCAUUGGGAGACCGGCUGCUAUUGAGCCUGGGUUUCCGUUGAGAUUGCUUGAUGAGAGUGUUGGGGAUGAGGAGGCUAGAUUGCCUUUGAAUAAGGUUCCUGCGCCUUUUUAUACGAGGUGGUUACCGAGGAAUAUUAUUGGGGCUGGACUUGAGACGACUUAUUAUUCUGGUCAGAUUUCAAGGCUGGCGAGGGGAUUGGCUACUUUUGCUCCGACUUGGUCAUAA
This is a messenger RNA of Penicillium angulare, 1272 nucleotides long. RefSeq names its product NADH:flavin oxidoreductase/NADH oxidase family protein. The coding region runs from base 1 to 1272 and encodes 423 amino acids. NCBI's taxonomy places the organism in Eukaryota, Fungi, Ascomycota, Eurotiomycetes, Eurotiales, Aspergillaceae. The record is from RefSeq and is a predicted model, not a curated record. The transcript has 5 exons. Gene Ontology annotation, molecular function: oxidoreductase activity; FMN binding.